This is a messenger RNA of Syzygium oleosum, 1677 nucleotides long. Its product is annotated as F-box protein At3g07870-like. The transcript has a single exon. The coding region runs from base 142 to 1266 and encodes 374 amino acids. The record is from RefSeq and is a predicted model, not a curated record. NCBI's taxonomy places the organism in Eukaryota, Viridiplantae, Streptophyta, Magnoliopsida, Myrtales, Myrtaceae. Gene Ontology annotation, molecular function: protein binding.
AGAUGAGAUCUGAGAAGCUUCUCUCGCUCGAUCGCCAUGCAAAAGAUUGUCUUCACCAUCCUCAUCGUCAUCAGCGAGCCCCUGCGCACGCAUGCCGCCCGCCAUCGAAGGAGGUAAAGAAGCGAAGGUGAAGAAUAGAAGAUGCGUGACGACGUCGUCGACCUCCCCCAGGAGAUCCUGAUCGAGAUCCUCGUGAAGCUGCCCGUCAGAUCCCUCGCCCGUUUCCGAUGCGUCUCCAAGUCGUGGGACUCCCUCAUCACCGACCGGUCCUUCGUCUCCCUCCACCUCCGCCGCGCCAUGGCGUGCCACGACCGCUCCGUCGUCCUCCUCCGCCACUACUCCCUCACCCAGCGCAGGGAGCGCAACACCCUGUACCUCGACGGGGAGUCGUUCCUGGAGCACCAGGAGCUCGAAUUCCCCUUGAAGACCAACGACACUUACUACCUCGCCGGCUCCUGUAAUGGGUUGCUCUGUUUUUCCAACUAUAUCAUCAACCACCUCCAGGUAAUCCUCUGGAACCCUUCUCUCAGGAAGUGCGUGCAGUUGCCGGUCCCGCGGUUCAUCGAUACUGAUCUCACGCACACGUAUGUUCUUGGGUUCGGGUUCGAUUCGCGGCGCGUCGAUUACAAGGUCGUGAGGUUGAUUUACAUUCUGGGGAGGAACUGGUCGGUGCUAGUGCCGCCGGAGGUCGAGGUCUAUGAACUUAAAACUAAUGCUUGGAGAGGGAUCCAGACGGCGGUUCCUUAUGUCAUACCAGAAUCUUCGUCUCAGGCGUUUUUGAAUGGGGCUAUCCAUUGGAUUGGGUAUAACCCGGAUGAUAAGGUGGCUUCUGAUCCGAGGUCGAUUGUGGUGUUAUACCAUAUGCACGACGAGGUGUUUGGGGAAAUGGAGUUGCCGAAAGGCGGGGAUUAUGUGAACAGGCUGAAUUUGUCGCUGGCCGUGCAUCAAGAUUCGAUUUGCUUGUUGCAUUGCCAUCCGAUGGAAGAGGAUGGGCAUCAGUUAUAUGGGGUUUGUUGGGUCUGGGUCAUGAAAGAAUACGGCUCGUCGGACUCCUGGGCUAAGCUGUUCACCAUUAACAUCGGAGAGCACGGCGGGAUCGGGAGGGCGUUAGGUUUUAGGAAACAGGGGGACGUUCUGCUCGUGACUCACAAUGACGAGCUGGUUUCAUAUGACUCGAGGAGUCAGAGAAUUAGUCGGCUUGGAUUGUAUGGUGUAGCGAGAUCCUUCGAAGUCAUUCCAUACAUGGAUUGUCUAGUUUUAGUGUAAGGAGAGGAUGCACACUCUCCAGACAACCAAUUAUUUCCAGCAGAACAUGGUUUGAUGAGAAAACAUGUUUUUAUUUCAUGGCUGGUUAGGUUGUAGGUACCUUAUGUUGGAUUUCGCUCUACUGAAGGAGGGAAGCAUAUGACACAAAUAUUAGAGAACCAGAGUGAUUAGAGAUACUUAGACUUUAGUUGUUGUAUUUGGGUUGGUUACUGUUUCCACUAGAAGUUAUUCUGGACUAGUGAUGUGUAUUCUUUUACUUAUCUGUAUGAUGUUUUAUGUUAUUUUUUGGGAGUUUCAGAUGGUUGAUUGGAUGUAUGCAACUGUUAGUUGGGGCUCCUAACCCAUUGCAACUGCUAGUUGUCCUAGCAAAAGAAUGAUAAUAAUCUCUUUGUUCCUGGUUUUGUUGGUUCA